UUUGUUAAAUCUUGUACGAAAGAGUGGAGGCCGCUGAGGUGCUCGAUGAUGAACGGUAAUGAUAUAUCUGAGUUGUCGUACAAAGAGCUUCAGGCUUUGGCUUUGAGAUAUCGGGUUCCUGGUAAUAUAAAGAAGGAUUUACUGAUUAAGAUACUACAAGCUGCCAAAGGUGGAAACGAACCUGAAGUUGGUAGGUUGCUUACUGAAUUGAAGCAGACACGAAAAAAGAGGGUUCGGAAAGCCAAACACGGGGAGUUAAAUUUGACUUCUACGCCAAUACAUAGUCCCACUUAUGCUAUGGUCGAGGAGUGUUACUGUCCACAACAACAACCGCCGUACCAGUGGGUAGGCGCCGAAGAGGUGAUCGUGAAUAGAGAGGACGAGGCUAACAGAAUUCCCCCUUAUGAUGAAUUCAGGCAGUAUCUAUUACGUCGUAUACAUAAGGAAUAUCAGAAUUGUGAUAUGAAUAAUAAUGCUAAUAUUGUAGAAUCACAAUCUAUCAUGGACCUAAGAACUGCAGCAGAAGCGUCAACGCUUGAUUCGAUAACGUUUGAACCAAGUAAUGCAAGAUCGAAUGUAAUUGCCACUGGCGAUCUUAACACCACAACAAUGCAAGUGGCACCAGAUCACAUAGAAUAUCAGAUUGUGGAAGAUCCAAAUGCUAAUCAACGUGGUCCAAUACUAUUGAAGAAAAUGCUCCAAGCGCCAGUUGGUGCUGAUCUUGGUGAAAUCGCAAGUCCAGAAUGCGCUGGUUAUCGCAUUUGGUCGUUGGAAUAUCAAACUGGUAAUAACGAGAUGGACAAUUCAGAUACUUUGACGGCAGAUUCGCAAAGCAACGGAAACGAUGAGAAUUGGAUAAACACCACUGAAUAUUGUCGUCUUAUCAAUAAUGUUAGAGAUCAAAUAUUUUUAAAUCCACCGCAUCUCACGGAUAAGAAUAUACAAGAAGUCAACCAAUUUCCUGGUAGCCUUCCCAGUGAUAAUGCCAAUCAGUAUCAGUAUGGAUAUCAGAAUCUAGACGUUCAACAGAACUGCCAAAAGUGGAUAGCUGCCAAUGCUUUAGAAAUGCGAGAACCGAAUUAUUUGCAGCCUAUUACUGAGAAUCCUCGAACGUUUCACACUAUUUAUUACCAAGGCGUCGAUACGAACUACGCAGUUUCGAAAGCCAUAAAUAAUGACUGUUCUCUCUAUUCGUAUCAGACGCCUAACGACGUGACGCUUUACGACUCGAGUCAGAAUAUUAUGGACACAAACGUAAGAGAUGAAUUGCAGCAGUACCAGAAUCAAAACGUAGCACCGGUAAUGCAGUCAGUUCCCGAUCCAAUGUUCUACUCGCAACAGAUAAUCAAACCAGUCGAGGAGUCCACCGGAUACUUUAAACAGGCUCCUAGUGACAAUUUCGUACAGGACCUUUAUACGUCGAACAUCCAGGAAAUGGUUUCUCCUCAGCAAGAAGUAACCACGAACUUUUAUAAGUACAGCAAAGAAUCCACAGUAUCAUUUACCAAUAUUGAGAGCAAUGGCACCCAGUAUAAUACUGGAUUUUUUAAUCAGUACACUACUACGCACGAUAGUCAGCAGCCUGAUCUUUCUUUGGUGGAAAACACAACGGCACAACAGCAACAGCAACAGCAACAAGAGAGUAUCACGAUGGAGCAGGUAUCCAAUAACAUACAGACGGAUAUGGUGUCUGCUAUGGAAGUGACACAAUCCCAAUUGAAUGGAGUACUAGAUCCUUACCCGCCUAGAUCAUUGGUUAACAAUACGACGGACUAUUAUCUAGAACACAUUCUGAAUCUUCGUUCCAACAACUACGUGGAUUAUACGAAGAUCGACCAGACUUCCUGUGUAUACUGUUACACGGCGCCCAUCGUCACGCAAAUGACAGCACCCACUAGUAGUGGUAUCUGUUCACAGAAGAAACGAUUUAUUGCUGAGAAUAGGCAACAUACUUUUUUACCUUAUUGGAUGCUUUACAACGAUGCUAGCACUGGAAUGUCUAUGGCUAACGUGAAGGAGGUUCUUCAAGAGAAAUCAGUUGUUAACUUAGAUACCAGGAUUAGAGAUUCAACGGACGACAGCGAAGAAUCCAUUGAUAAUGUUUGGAUUGAUGAUUAUGGGAAUUAUCAGUUGUCCACCGAGAAACAUUCUCAGGAUAUAGAAGUUGUCGUUUCUGAAGAUGCUACUAAUCCCUUUUUCACCGAUACCCUAAUGGAUUCCAAUGCUUCUCAAUUGGAUAGCAUUUGCAAUGUUGCAGAAGAAGGUUGAACUAUUGAGAAUUAGGUAUGAAUCAUAGAAAAUUAUUUGAAAAUGAAAAGACUAAAGGAAUACGACCAGAUUAUAGGUAUAGGACAAAAUUACGGGUCAAUAUAUUCUUUCUUGAGAAUCGCUUGAGCGAUAUUUUGUUACUUUAUAUUUCAGACACGGAUCAAUUAAUCCAUGUCUGAUUAAAAAAAAGCAUAAUAUAUCCAGAGAUUGAUAUCAUUAAAUAAUGUUAUUUCUAAUAAGAAUAGGUAAUAAACGUUAAUCAAAGGAAUCAUCAACAGAAGCAGCAAGUAAUCUAAAAGUUCGAGAGAGGUUGAACAAAGUAAUCGUGCCCUAAAUUACGAUUAAUAUAUAUAGAUAAGCAUCAAAGCAUUAAUAUUCUUGUACGCCAACAGGUAAAUAAAAGCACCGUAAUUUUCAUAA
Molecule: messenger RNA, 2688 nt
Organism: Cephus cinctus (wheat stem sawfly)
Lineage: Eukaryota; Metazoa; Arthropoda; Insecta; Hymenoptera; Cephidae
Exons: 4
Coding region: 46-2268 (740 amino acids)
Source: RefSeq, a predicted model, not a curated record